Messenger RNA from Erpetoichthys calabaricus (reedfish), 2724 nucleotides. Its product is annotated as PDZ domain-containing RING finger protein 4-like. The transcript has 5 exons. The coding region runs from base 224 to 2140 and encodes 638 amino acids. NCBI's taxonomy places the organism in Eukaryota, Metazoa, Chordata, Cladistia, Polypteriformes, Polypteridae. The record is from RefSeq and is a predicted model, not a curated record.
CAGCCAAUGAGACAGCAGCAUUGGCGAGUCAUCAGUAUGCAUGAGCAGAGAGGCAACGAAGGAGGUGCCAGCGCAGAUGUGGCCUUGCAGUCAGCCUCACGUGCAGCAGGCUGCUGCCGACUGGAGGGAGCCGUGUAAUUUCUGCUUUGGCUCCUGCUUGCCUGUGUAGCUCGCUCGGUCGGAGCUUUGGGGCCUGUCCUGGAGGUCAUCUGCCGAUCCAGUGAUGGGGUGCCAGCUGUCUGGAAUCUUGCUGGGAUCUAACUGCAGGGUGAAUGGGAAAGACAUCGCUCUCCACAGUCAACACGACGUCAUCCAAAUUGUGGGGAAAUCCAAGGAUCCAAUCACACUGCAACUAGAAACCAGGCAGUCCUGUUAUCACGAAGCUCAUAUGUCAGAUUGCAGCACCCAGACUGAUCAUCCUUGGAACACCCCAAGGAGUUUUGGGGUGUCCAUGAGGCCACAAAAUGGGUGUAGCCCACAUUGUAACAGAAUAUGUGAGAGCCAAUUUAUGUCCCAGGGUCGCUACCAUACCACCGAAUACCUGCCCAGCUUCCCUCGUGAUGUGGAGCAACUCAGGGCCAAGGAUCCCACAGCAUCCCAUUUUACACCCAAGGAGUGCAGAUUUCUAAACAUAUGUUGCUCAUUUAAUACUGAUGGGUCAGACAGCUUUUUGAGCCAGACCCAUGCUGAGAACAAUGUCUUACAGAGGAUUUCAGAAUUCACACCCGCCCACCAUGAGCUGGACAGUGGGCUUGGUUGCACUGAUGGGAGUUUCCACCAAGGUGAGCUGUCAGAGCUGGAGACAGAAGGGGCUGAGGAAGCAGGAUCAUCACCGCCAGACAGGGCCAGCCGUACGUCCCGGUCUUCUGAGUCACUCAUUUCCUCAGAGCUUAGUGACUUAGGUUUUUAUAGUGUUGGCACCGGUGAGUUCCGAAGCUUUCAGAAGGUUCUGGAGAGGAGAAUUCGACAGUACCGAGCCAAGACUUUACCAGGAAGGAGAGCCAAAGAUUUCAAUGACAAAAAAAUGGAGAGGGUAGCUAAUGACAAUGAAAGAAAGCAUCUGCAAAUUUUAGAGGCCAUCCCUGAAACUUUAGUGUGUCAACAGCCAUUGAGAAGCAAGCAUCCAAACAACACUGCUAGUACUAGUGCAGGAUCUGAGGCGUACAAUUCCUUCUUGGGAGCUCCAUCUGGUCAGUACAAGAAAGUGGCAAGCCCUCGGCGGAGAAGCUAUGACUCUGUCACUUAUCAUACACUGCAGACAGUCCACAGUUCUACUUGCACCCCAAAAAUGGCUGUACAGAAGGACAGUAGUUGCUCAGAAUGGUUGAUGAACAACACCUGGCAAACGUCCAGGCAAUUUGAUGAUCAGAAGCAGAUCUGGCAUGGCCAGCACGUCAGAUCUGCUAAGGUUCCACUUCAGCGGACAUUUCUAACAAACUACCCAGAAAAACAAAGCAGUGAGAACAACAACUACAGGAAAGGGAACCCCAGAGAAAGAAAAACUGAGAACCUAUGUGGAAAUCCAGCACAACGUGAUCCACUUGUUGAGAGUGAUCCAAAUCAUGGAAGCACACAGACAAGAAAUAAGGCAACUGGCUGUGGAAUCCAGACCCAAACUCGACAUCCUAACUCCUAUGGGCAAUGUGAUGACACAUCCAUAAAGAUUGCGGACCUCUCCAAUCAGGAUAAUUUGCACCAUGACACACUCAGCAGCCAAGAAGGGCAGUCGCAAUUGAUCCACAGCACUCGGACACAGAGAAGUCAAUUUUUAAAAGCCAGAGCCCUCCGAAUCGCAGAUGAGCGUAAUGGAAUGACCACAGAUGACGAUACUCGCAGUGAAAUCAAGACCGGGCGCUACUGGAGCAAGGCUGAGCGCAAGCGGCACCUGGCUAGUGCUAGGGAACACAGGCAGAAACGAGUCAGUCGAAUGGAAAGGCGCCGGAGCAGUGGUAACGACAGUACAUUAAGCAGCACUAUCCUGGAGAUGAGCCAACGCAAGCUGAGCAAGAUACGGAACAAGAAGGUGUUGGACAACUGGAUCACCAUCCAGGAGCUGCUCACUCAUGGCUCUAAGACAGGUGCAGGGGGCACCCGUGAUAUCCCAUUGUUUAGCCCCCUGCUGUCCGUUACCACAGUGUGAGAGGUGUAUUGGGGAACAAGGGUGGCAACUCAUGCCUGAAAGAACUCUUUCUUUCUAUCUAUAGUUAAAUGGCACCAGCUUGGCAGUUGUCACCCACCCAACACCUAAAAGCCAUGUACUGUGUUUACAGAAAUACAAUCAGCAUAGCCAGCUUUUCCCCAGUGUGAGAAUCCCCUAGGCAGAAGCCACUACCUGCACUGACUCAGGAUAAUGAAUUAAUAGAAAUCAUGAUUGUGAGCAGAAGAGAGUGAAGGAUAGGAUCCAUCCAAUCCUUCCUAUUCGUUUGGCUUGUCUCAGUGUGCUCAUGCAUUGCGCUGCAUCUCUAUUGGACUCAAUCUGUGGGUAACGAGGACAUUCUUCCCCACCAAGCCCUGACCCCCAUCCCAAACAAGCCAUUCCCCUUCAGUGCACAGGUUGCUAAGGAAAUCUAGCAAAAGGAAAAACAAGUCUUUGUGCCUUUCACAGACAAUCAUUGGGAAUCUCAAGUUUUGUACUGCAGCCAUUUUUUUUCUGAGGAAGUGUACAGAAUGCAUUUUUGCUGUUUUUCCAUUUUACUCAAUGAAAUUAAAGAUUUUCACGGUGGA